CUGCAAGUUAUAUAGCUAUUUUGUUUGCGUCAUUGAACUUCCGCGCUCAUGUUUUUGAGCCUUUAUAUAUUUAAACCUGUUUGGUGUAGGCUCUGUUGAAAGUUCAUGGCUAGUACGAAUGGUCUUUCAUUUUGAGGCACUCUUGCUUAAAACUUGCAUACGGAUAACCAAUUGGAAGGGUAAUUCAUUUGCGAUUGUCAACCAUCCAACGGUUCAGAUUGUGAUAUUUGAAUAGGGGCUCUUCUUAGGUUUCGUAUGGAAUAUUUCACCAUUGCUGCAAGUUUCUUCUGAACUUUUUCAUUUUCUUGGUGGGUCAUAGAAUUUAGAUCUCCUUAGAUCAAAUAAAGUUUCGUCUUCAGCAAUUAUAAGGCUGUACCUUAGUGAUGUCUUAAUGGUUUAUGAAUUUGUAAGUUAUUGAAUUAAUUACUUCAGACCAUCAGCUUGCCCUAUGGAUACUGGAUAGUAUCCAAUUAAUGCAGUCGGUAAUCAGCUUUUUUCACCGAGCAACUUGUUUGGUGCCCAGUCGUUUGGCAUAUAGCCUCUAAUUCUUCUGUCAGUUGGUCGAAGUUGAAUUUAUUUAUCCUGCAUUAUGAAGUCUAUCUUCAGGAUCAGCCUGAAGGUCAUUUCACGUUACUGGUCAAUAACUGUACUCUUAUAGAUGCAUUCAUGUAUGUUUCUGAGCGAAUUGAAGUAAAAAAAAUAGAAUAAGGUUAAACAUUAUAUUUUUAAGUUAACUUAUUAACAGCACAUAAUGAACCAUGCAUAUUAUUGCUUCUGUCAAUGUAAGGGUAUGCAUAGAACUGUCGAACUGUCGAAAUAUUCCAAGUGUUGCACAUAAUGAACCAAACGUAGCUUAAUGGAGGAUUUGGUUCAUCUUUGUAUUAAGUGCUAUUGAAUUACACGUCAAAGGUAUUAUAAGUUAGGUCGAUUUGGCAAGAGUUUUUUGUGCAUAAAUGGUAUUGCUAGGACACGCUGAUUUGGGGCUGACCCAAAAUUUGUCUGAGUUGGUUUAAUAUGAUUUCGUGAUUGUGGAUACAACUUCUUUCAUCAUGCAUUCUGAGUACCACUUGAUGACACAAUUGAACUACACGUAGAAGGUAUUGCUAGGAUAGGUGGAUUUGACACAUAUUUAUUACUAGGACAGGUCGAUUUGGGGAUGCCCCACAUUUGUUUGAGUUGCUUUUAAUAUGGUUUUGUGAUUGUAGAUUUAGCUUGUUUUAUCUUGCAUUGUGAAUAUAACUUGAUUGUGGCUUGUAUGUGCAUGCGUAUAAUUAUCUUGCAUUGUGAAUAUAACUUGAUUGUGGCUUGUAUGUGCAUGCGUAUAAGAACAUGUGUUUUUAUGUUGUUUUUUACUUAUAUACUUGUAAAUUUGCAAUGCUAUUUUUUUUUUCAAUUUUUCCAUUUUUAUGAUAUUGUAUAAUUUAACACCACUUUAAUGCCUCGAGGCUUAUGCCUUAUCAUGAUAGGUUAAGCGCCUUCUUUUACCUCAUCACAUUUACUGGCAUUGAUACACACCCUUCUCUCUCUCUCUCUCUCUUUUCAUUUGUGACUUCCAGCCAAUUUCGGCAAAUUUGAUGAUGAAUAAGGUGCGCAGUCAUGCAACUGUUUUGUGCGCUCUACCAGAUUUUGGCAAUCUAUGAGUGUAAACCACAAAGAUCAAUGGACUUGCCUUCCUCCGGCCUUAAGUUUGCACCAACCUUCAUUGGUGAAUGCUUUUGACUGGCACCUCUUGAAUAUUUGCUUCAGGAGAAAGAAAGAAAAAAGAGAAGUAUGAGUACUUUGACCUUUCCUUCUUCACCAGUCCACAUCCAAGGCAAAAGAUCACCUGUUUCAGUACUCGGCCUCUGCAGAAACAGCUCUGUUGUAGACAGCAUAACCACCCCUCCCAGCAAGCCUCUGGAUGAGUUUAGCAAGUUGGUGUCUGGUUUCCACAAAGUUAAGGGUGUGCAUGGUUCUCACAGAGGCAGUGGGAGCCACGGCUUUGUGAUAAGGUGUGAUAGUUCUAUAGAGAGAGAUGAUUCUUUUUAUAUGAACAGGUGUGUGGAGCUGGCCAGAAAGGCACUUGGGUUCACUAGUCCAAAUCCAAUGGUUGGCUGUGUUAUUGUAAAGGAUGGGGAGGUUGUGGGCGAGGGGUUCCAUCCAAAGGCCGGCCAGCCUCAUGCCGAGGUCUUUGCAUUAAGAGCAGCUGGAUCCUUAGCUAACCAAGCUACAGCAUAUGUCAGCUUGGAGCCCUGUAAUCAUUAUGGGAGAACCCCUCCAUGCACUGAGGCUCUUAUACAAGCUAAUAUUAAGCGUGUUGUUGUGGGAAUGGUGGAUCCAAAUCCAAUUGUUGCAUCCAAGGGAGUGGAAAAGCUCAGAAAAUCUGGAAUUGAUGUAACAGUUGGCGUGCAGGAAGAACUCUGCCAGAAACUCAAUGAAGCUUACAUACAUCGGAUGCGUACUGGAAAACCUUUUGUUACUUUGAGGUACUCCCUGUCAUUCAAUGGUGUACUUCUUAAUGAGAUUGGCGAAGGAACAGCUGAUGUUGGUGGGUACUUCUCCCAAUUACUUCAGCAACACGAUGGUGUUAUAAUUUCUGGGCUUGAUUUAACCAACAAUGCACUUCUUCUGUCUCGUGAAAUUGGAGCUAAUCAACCAGUCCAAAUCAUUAUAGCAAAAUCUCUAGAACGGCCAUUGAACCUCUCCAUUUUCAGAAACGCAACUACCAAAGCACUUGUUUUCGCAGAGAAAAAUGCAUUUUCUGGUGAAGAAAUUCAAAUGGCACUAAAAAAUCAAUCAAUUGAAAUUGUUACUCAUGAUCAGAUUAAUAUGGAUGUAGUAUUGGAACAGUGUUCAAAACUUGGCCUAUGCAGUGUUCUAGUGGAUAUGAGAGGAAAUGAUAUUGCUCAAAGUGAGAUUAUUAAACAAGCCAUGAAGGAUGCAAUGAUUAACAAAGUGGUCAUGGAAAUUCUGCCAGUUUGGUGUAAUGCGAGUCCAGGUUCCGUAGAUAUAGCUAGAGAUCUGAAAUUGAAGGACCUGCAAACAAGACUCUCAAAAAAUAGCGUCAUUGUGGAAGGAUAUGUUUCUUAGUGCUUUAUGUGCUAGUUUGCCUGUCGGCCCUUGUUAAGAGAGGGCUAAAAUAACUUGUGCAUUACAAGUCGGUAUUCAGGAAACACUCCAAAAAGGAAAGGUGAGAUACAAAUAAAAAAGUUCCAUGAGAAGUUAUGAAACGUGGCGGUACCAAGAUUUACACAACAGAGUGGGAAGGUAAUGCAUUUGUCUACUUGUGUAAUCAAGUUUCGAACCUUUGCAAGUUGUUUGUGGUCUUUCAUGUUAUUGGCCGAUGUGAAGCAGCCCGUAUUCAUCUAGUGAAACUGAUGAAUUCUUAUUAGAACGGUCUUAUGUAUCUUUCAUUGGCUAACCGGUAAAAUGCUGAAUGCAUACUAGUCUCUCAUGCAACAUUGCGAAUUCGAAUUA
This is a messenger RNA of Nymphaea colorata (pocket water lily), 3456 nucleotides long. Its product is annotated as riboflavin biosynthesis protein PYRD, chloroplastic. Gene Ontology annotation, molecular function: zinc ion binding; diaminohydroxyphosphoribosylaminopyrimidine deaminase activity. The record is from RefSeq and is a predicted model, not a curated record. Gene Ontology annotation, biological process: riboflavin biosynthetic process. The transcript is spliced from 4 exons. The coding region runs from base 1771 to 3069 and encodes 432 amino acids. NCBI's taxonomy places the organism in Eukaryota, Viridiplantae, Streptophyta, Magnoliopsida, Nymphaeales, Nymphaeaceae.